CUCGAUUGCAGUGUUGGAGCAGUCGAGGAAUCUUCUUUUUGGGUGCAGUGCAUUAGAACGCUGCUUUAGUGCUUGAGGAUUUAUUAAAACUCCAAUAUUUAUUUUACAAUUUAAAAAGAAAAUGUUUUAAAUAUUUUAGUGAAAACUUAUAGAGAAAUGGUGUGUAUGUUACUGUAUCUUGCAGGACAGAAAGUGUGGGUGUACCAUGAAAAGUCUGUGAUAGAAGCCAAUUUUUUAUAGGAUUUAAAUGAGUUGAAGACACCCCUAAGUAGUGCAAUAAAUAAUGUUAUUGUUAAUUUGUUGUGAAAUUGAUGAAGUGAGUGACGCUGAACGUGCCUUGAGUGGACUUACAUCGAUUGAUCCUAUAGCCUUAUAACCAUAAUUCUUCCUUUUGCGAAUCCCCCCCAAGAAUGGUUCAGAAGAUUGACAUAUCCGCUAUUGGAGGUGAAAAUAUUCGGGAAACAUCAGGACAGUCAAUGUUAACAUCAUUCCGUCGCUCCCUAAAUGCACUGAGAUUUAGAUUAUCAAAAAGAGGUCGAUCUAAUACACAAGAUUGGUUUCUGGAUAAAUUCUCAAACAUCCCAAGUACCUCCAAGAAGAACAAUGGUGAACCAUCUGAACCAAAUCACAGUGAGAGCUUCUGCAAUCGGUUGUCAGUUGAUCCGUCCUUGCCUUCACACUACAGGUGGUUAGCUGUUGUGUCAGUUGCCGUUCUUUACAAUGUCAUUUUUGUGAUAGGACGUGCUGUCUUCUGGGAGUUGAAUAAGAAAUCUCCUGCUCUGUGGUGGAUUCUGGAUUAUACAUGUGACUUUAUCUACAUCAUCGAUACACUUGUUCACUGUCAUGAAGGUUACCUGGAGCAGGGGCUCUUGGUGCGAAACGCCGCAAAAUUGCGUCGGCACUAUUUCUCAACGAAAGGCUGGCGUCUGGAUUUACUCUCAAUUCUUCCUACCGAUAUUGCCUACUUGUGGUGGCCACCGAGCUCCUGCAAUGCUCGUGUUCCGUGUCCUGUUAUCGUCCGAAUCAAUAGACUCCUGCGUAUGCCAAGAAUGUGGGAAUGGUUCGAUAGGACAGAAACAGCCACCGGCUAUCCAAAUGUAUUUCGAAUAUGCAAAGUUGUUCUGGCCAUUCUUGUGCUUAUCCACUGGAAUGCGUGCCUCUACUUUGCAAUUAGCUACGCUCUGGGUUUUGGCACAGACAAUUGGGUGUACAACUUAAAUGGACCAAAGAACUCAACGCUGUCACGUCAGUACAUCUACAGUUUCUACUGGUCCACGCUCACCCUAACCACCAUCGGGGAGACUCCGACGCCGGAGAAUGAUGCUGAGUACCUCUUUGUCGUGGCAGACUUUCUGGCCGGUGUCCUUAUCUUCGCCACCAUUGUCGGAAAUAUUGGUUCUAUGAUAUCCAAUAUGAAUGUAGCGAGGGUCGAAUUCCAAAAUCGAAUGGAUGGCGUAAAACAAUAUAUGGCCUUCAGGAAGGUUGGCGGUGAACUAGAGGCUCGGGUGAUACGGUGGUUUGCCUACACAUGGGCCCAAAGUGGGGCACUAGACGAGGAGAGGGUACUGGCAGCACUGCCGGAUAAACUGAAGGCGGAAAUUGCCAUUCGAGUGCAUAUGGACACGUUGAAGCAAGUGAGAAUCUUUCAAGACUGCGAACCCGGAUUGCUCGAAGCGCUUGUUCUCAAAUUAAAGCUCCAGGUAUUCAGUCCGGGCGAUUACAUUUGUCGCAAAGGUGACGUUGGCAAGGAGAUGUACAUCGUGAAGAGAGGUCGCCUAUCGGUGGUGGGAGACGAUGGGGUGAUGGUGUUGGCGACUCUUGGUGCUGGAUCGGUAUUUGGGGAGGUGUCCGUUCUUGAAAUUGCUGGCAAUCGAACAGGAAAUCGUCGUACAGCAAAUGUUCGAUCAAUAGGCUAUUCGGAUUUGUUCUGCCUGGCGAAACGUGACUUGUGGGAGACACUGGCAGAUUAUCCUGAGGCAAGAGCUUCCUUAACUGAACGAGGUUGUCAACUUCUUAGAAAAGACGGAUUACUGGAUGAAGAAGUUUUUGCCAGUUCUCAGAGAGUUCAAGAUUCACUAGAGAGUGGUGUUGUAAAAUUGGAGAGUGCUGUUGAGAAUCUGAAUUUGCGUCUUGCUCGUCUUCUAGCAGAAUAUUCAGCAAGUCAGGCCAAAUUAAAGCAGAGAAUUGCUAAAUUGGAAUUGAGCAGCACAUUGCCAUGUGGAGAUGAACAAGGUAGGAUCCAAAGAUCGAGAAUACAUUCAUCCCUGCAACCAAGACGACGGAAAUCACGUGCUACGUCGGCUUCAUCGACCAACAAACAGAAUACACUGUGAAAAUUUUUCCACGUUUUCCCUCCGUUUCUCUGCUAUUUCUUUUGCAGUUUGUAUAAACAUAUAAGUUUCUUGUCCUUCUCUCGUAAAAUAGAUUUUAAAGUUAAUCUCUUUUGAAAUCCAUUGGAGAAUGAUGUUUUGUGCCUCGAGAAGAGAAGAAAAAGUCAUUUUUGGGUGAUUAUUUGAGAUUUUAUUAGGAAAAUUCUUAUCAGAUGGCGUCUAAGCUCAUUUCACACGAUCACCUUCAAUGUUCUUUUCGUGCAGCAUUUUGUCUAAGUGCCUGGGGGAAAGGGGUUUGAGAAGAUUGUCUCUCAAUUUUUUUUUUGAUAGGCAAAAGUACCACCUUGCAAAGUCAAUUAAUGUGAAUACUUUUCCAUUUUGUGGAAAAUCAUAAUACAAAAAUAAAAUGGUGGUUAUUGCUUCA
Phlebotomus papatasi is the source of this 2754-nucleotide messenger RNA. It is a transcript of the gene CngA, whose product is annotated as cyclic nucleotide-gated cation channel subunit A. Gene Ontology annotation, cellular component: plasma membrane; intracellular cyclic nucleotide activated cation channel complex. Lineage: Eukaryota; Metazoa; Arthropoda; Insecta; Diptera; Psychodidae. Bases 411 to 2333 code for a protein of 640 amino acids. Gene Ontology annotation, biological process: monoatomic cation transmembrane transport. Gene Ontology annotation, molecular function: protein-containing complex binding; intracellularly cAMP-activated cation channel activity; intracellularly cGMP-activated cation channel activity. The record is from RefSeq and is a predicted model, not a curated record. The transcript is spliced from 11 exons.